Messenger RNA from Nothobranchius furzeri (turquoise killifish), 2274 nucleotides. Lineage: Eukaryota; Metazoa; Chordata; Actinopteri; Cyprinodontiformes; Nothobranchiidae. The record is from RefSeq and is a predicted model, not a curated record.
UGGAGAAGUCCUCAGAGUGGAGCUAAACCCCCUUAAGCUCAGGCAAAGGUGCGUUUGGGUCUUCUAACAAGAAGGUUGGACAUCUCUCAAGAGCUUCGGAGGGGUUUCAGCUUUGAGACUUCAGCGUCCCAGCCAUGUUCUCCUCAGUGGUCCCUUACAAGAACCAGCACUAUGCUGACCUGAAGCAGAACUGUAUCAGGGACAAGAUCCUCUUUGAAGAUCCAGAGUUUCCUGCCACCAAUUCAUCUCUGUAUUAUAGUAAACCCAUUCCUGGCAGGGUGGAGUGGAAACGACCAGGGGAGAUCUGCGAGUCACCUCACCUGUUUGUGGCGGGCAUCAGCUCUCAUGACCUGAACCAGGGGGAGGUGGGGAACUGCUGGUUCGUAGCUGCCUGCUCCUGUCUGGCUUUAAAGCCUCACCUCUGGCAGAAGGUAAUUCCAGACUGGAAGGAGCAGGAGUGGGACCCAAACCACCCAGGCAACUACGCCGGGAUCUUCCACUUUCAGUUCUGGAUCUUCGGUCAGUGGAUGGACGUGGUGAUCGACGACCGGUUACCUACGGUCAACGGACAACUCGUCUACUGUCACUCAAAGCAGAGACAGGAGUUCUGGAGCGCUCUGCUGGAGAAGGCCUAUGCCAAACUGUCUGGCUGCUACCAGUCCCUGGAGGGGGGAAAUACCGGAGAUGCUGUGGUGGAUUUCAGUGGAGCGGUAUCUGAAGCCAUUAACCUGGAGGAGGAGGCUUUCUACAACAAUCAGCAGAAACAAGAUAAGCUGUUUGAUGACCUGCUCAAAGUGUUUGACAGAGGAGGAAUCAUCAGCUGCUCCAUCAAGGCACACCCGGGUGAGAGAGAGCUAAGAAUGCAAAACGGGCUGGUGAAAGGCCAUGCAUACUCGGUAACGGCAGUGAAGCGAGUGCGCUUGGGUCACGGGCUUCUGGCCUACUUUAAAAAUGAAACCAUCCCCCUGAUCCGGAUGAGAAACCCUUGGGGCAAGAUUGAGUGGAAAGGAGCGUGGAGUGACGGCUCUGAGGAAUGGUCAAAGGUCGGUGACGCAGAGAGGGGCAACCUGGGCAUCACUGUGGAGGAUGAUGGAGAGUUCUAGAUGUCCUUCACAGACUGGUGUAAGUUCUACACGGAUGCAGAUGUCUGCCGUCUCAUGAACACUUCCAAGAUCAGCAUCCACAAGACGUGGAACGAGGUGGUGAACUUUGGGAGCUGGACCAAAAACUCUGACCCACUACUGAACCGCUGUGGAGGCUGCGCCAACCACAAGCAGACGUUCCUGCAGAACCCACAGUACCUGUUUGAUCUCACAAAAGAGGCUGAUGAGGUGCUGAUCUCCCUGCAGCAGAGAGACAUGAAGAUCCACAGAAAAUAUGGUCAAGGAGAAAAUCUAAGCAUUGGCUUCAGUGUGUACAGGGUGGAGCUGAACAGGAAGUAUCGUCUGCAUGACCUCCUGACCCAGCCGUGUGUGGAGAACUGCACCUACAUUAACGCUCGCACAGUGUUCAGGAGGAAAGUGCUGACGCAGGGCAGAUACAUCAUCAUCCCCACAACCUUCCAGCCUCAGGUCUUGGGGGAUUAUAUGCUACGGGUCUUCACUGAUGUCGACUCUGGCUGCAGGGAGUUGACUGCAGACAAGCCACAGAUCAAAUGCUGGAGUUCGAUCAUUGGCUACCCACAAGCUGUCACUCAUGUCUACGUCCACGGAGCUGAGGGACUCCAGAACCAGGACAGAACAGGAGGUGCUGACCCGUACGUCGUCAUAUACUGUGAGGGCAAAUCGGUGAAGUCCACCAUCAAGGCAGAUACUUUGAAUCCAGAGUUUGCAACCAGUGGUGUCUUCUACAGGAAAAAACCCAGGAAGCCUAUUACAGUGCAGGUGUGGAACAGCAACACAGUGAAGGAUGAAUUCAUGGGCCAGGUGGUGCUGCCUGGAUUGCCAACAGACAACUCCAGCCUUCAGAAGCUUCAGAUGAUGAAAAACAACCAGGAGAAGACCGAAGGCGUCAUCAGCCUGAGGAUCGUCACGUCGACUCAACUGACAGGGAUUUGAUCCCAUCAGACUGAACUUGUUACUUGUGGCAUUGUGAAAACCUCGUUUUAAAGUUUUUUUUUUUUUUUUUUUGAGCUAUAAGGUUUUUUGGGUGGGUUCUUUUUUAUUAACUUCUAGUUGUCAAUGUGCAUCUAAAACUUUUUUACCAAUGUUUUUAUAAAUGUAUUCUGUGAGACACAAAUCUUGAACAUUUAAAAAAAUAAAACAUUAAAACAUU